AAGGGAGAGAUGACGCAAAUAGUUGGGUGCAAUGGUGUUGCUCAGUUGAAAGAGGCAGAUCCACUUGGCUUCCUGAACUGAGAACAUCCCGAAAGAGAUCAUCUGUGUGUGUGGUAGUGAAAUUAUUUCUUUUCUUUUUUAUCCUGAGGAAUAGGAUUACCAUUGAAAACAGAAUUCGAUGACAGAUGGAUUGUUAAAUUAAAGAAGUAUCGAUGGGGGUAACAGACGAGGAUAUCGCCCCAACUUUCACCAAGAAGCCAUCCCUGAGGGAAGAAGACGAUGGCAACAAGUUGGUGUUCGAAUGUCAGUUGGUCACCAACCCCAAACCGGCCAUCCAGUGGUACAGGGGUGAGACGGCGUUGCACGAAGACCACCGAACUAAAGUGACCAUGAAAGAGAUCGGACCGAACAAAUACAAUAUAAUGUUAGAACUAAACGAUGUAUUCGAAACAGAUGCGGGCAUGUACAAAGUGACGGCCAAAAAUAAAUUCGGAGAAAUUUCGUCAUCCAUCAAUCUCAAUUUCAGCCCUGCUGAUCAACCGCACGAUUAUCAAACUGAUGGCAUUCCUCCAACUUUUGCAAAGAAGCCAUCCAUUAGACAGGAAGAUGAAGGAAGGCGUCUAUUGUUCGAGUGCAGAAUAUUAGCUGAUCCUAAGCCAACAGUUUUUUGGUUCCAUGAUGGUAAUCCAGUAAAAGAAUCUUCAAGGUGCAAGUUAAGGCUGGAUAAAGAUGGAAACGCUUAUUUUUCAACAUUAGAAAUUGAUGACGUCACAAUAGAAGAUGCUGGAAAAUAUAAAGUCACUGCCAAAAAUGAAUUGGGCGAAAGUCACGCUACCAUUAGUCUCAACUUUGAUAGCAGUGAAGAUGAAGGCAUUCCUGCAGGAGGGACCAAGCCACUUUUUACAGAAAAACCAGCCAUUAAAGGUGCUGACAAUUUCAAAAAAGUCACUUUUGAGUGUAGAUUGAUUGCUGAUCCGAAACCGACAAUACAAUGGUUUCACAAUGGCAAAGAAGUUGUGGAUGGUGGAAAAUAUAAAUAUGGUCUGAUUUCUGAUAAACACAAUCAUAUAGUUUCAUUAGAAAUAACAAAUGUUGUGGGGGCUGAUGGCGGUGAAUACAAAGCUGUGGCCACCAACAAAAACGGUGACGGACACGCCAAUAUUACACUCAAUUUUGAAAAUGACAAACCACAAAUUCCAAAGGGUAAAACUCCUAGGUUUCCGAAGAAGCCAACGAUUCGUCAGGUGGGCGAAUCACUCUUUCUGGAGUGCAUCUUGGAAGCUGAUCCCCUUCCAGAAAUAGUUUGGUAUCACGGAUCAACGAAAAUAAAGGACGGAAAGAGACAUAAAAUACAAACAAAAUCUCAAGGAUCCGAAAUGUAUCUUUUGACAUUGGAAAUACAAGAUCCGAUAGCUGAAGACGGUGGAAAGUACAGAUGCAACGCAAUUAAUGAUUUGGGAGAAAGUAAUGCCAACAUAGAUCUCAAUUUUCAGGGUGGGGACAAUUCCAAAGAAGAAGGUCUGGCUCCAGAGUUUUUGGAGAAACCAAAAAUCAUUCCAAAAGAUAAGCUUAUCAUUCUGCAGUGCAAAGUGAAAGCAAUUCCUGCUCCCAAAAUCACUUGGUACCAAGGUACCAAAAUUGUGAAGGAGAGCAACAGGGUACAAGCUAAAGUAGUUGAAAAGGGAAACGACGAAUUCACAGUAUCACUCGAAAUAAAGGAUGCAUCAAAAGAAGAUGGCGGUGCUUAUAAAUGUCACAUGAUCAAUGCACACGGUGAAUUGAAUGCCAACUUAAAUCUUGAUAUUCAAGGUGAAAAAAUUCCAACUGGGGAAGCACCGACAUUUGUGGAGAAACCAAAAAUCACUCCCGAAGAUGGAGGAAAUAGGAUCAUCAUGGAAUGCAAAGUGAGGGCCAGUCCAAAACCGGACAUUACGUGGUUCUGCGAUGGACAGGUGGUCAAAGAAAGCAGUCGCAUCAUUCAGACCAUCAAGCAAGACAAAGAUGUAUAUCACAUAAAGCUAGAAUUAAAGAAUUUGGAAUUUACUGAUGCCGGGCUCUAUAAGUGUAACGUCAAAAAUGUUCACGGAGAAAGUAACGCAAAUCUCACUCUUAACAUCGAAUUGGCUCCUGUGAUCAAGGAGAAACCGAAAGUGGUGAAGAGAGAGGAGAGGAGGGUGGUGAUCGAGUGUCGAGUGUCCUCAGUAUCUAAACCGACCUGCAGCUGGUACAAGGAGAGUACAAAAGUGAUGGAGAGCAGCAAACACAGCGUGAAGAUAACGGAAAUAACAAAGGGAGAGUUUUCUGUUGCACUGGAGAUUGAGAAACCGACCACCGCUGACAAGGGGGACUAUAAAAUGGUGGCCAAAAACGAAAAGGGAGAAAUCACUUCAUCGGUGGUAAAAGUAGACAUCGAGGAGAAAAAAGAAGAGAAGAAGGAAGAAAAAAAAAAACCUUCUGGUGAUAAACCAAAGAUUACACAAGCUUUAACUCCUCUUACUAUAGAAGAAGGUAAUAGUGCUGUAUUUACAUGUAAAGUGACUUCUACGUCUAAGACAAGUGUUACCUGGUAUAAAGGCACCCAAAUUAUGAAAGAAUCGAGCGAGAUAAAGCUGUCCUUUGAUAAUACUACAGCCACUUUAAGCAUUUCAAAGACUUCUGUUUCUUCGUCUGGACUCUACAAAGUGGAAUUUACAAAUGAUUUUGGAAAAGAUGAAAGUUCAGCGCAGUUGACUGUUUCAGAGAAGAAAAAGGUCGAGGAAAAGAAAAUUGAAAAGAAAGAAGAAAAGAAAGUUGAAAAGAAGGAAGAAAAGAAAGAGGAAAUAAAAGUGGAAAAGAAAGAAGAAAAAAAACUUGAAGUGAAAGAAGAAAAGAAAGUAGAGAAACUAGAGGUUCAUAAGAAAGAAGUAAAGACAUCUGAGAAAAAAGUGGAACAAAAAACUGAAAAGAAAGAAACAAAGACAGAAAAGAAGGAAUCAAAGAUAGAAAUAAAGGAAGAAAAAGUAAAAUCGACCAAAAUAGAAGAGUCUGCAAAAUCCACAGUUCCACAAAUCUCUGUGGAGGAGACGGGAGGAGGAGCUCCUGUGAUCAAAGAACCUCCCAGUUCCAGGAAGGCGUCAGCAGAUGUAAGUGUUCCCCAAUUCGGAAGCCGCAGAGGCUCCUAUGUCGAUAUCCCCAGUCCUGGUGGCUCGAGGAGGGGAUCCAUCAUUAUAGCUGAUGAGAAAGGCAUGGUUGUGGAUGAGAGUGGAAAAACGAAGAAACUCCGUCCCGGUGAAAUGCUUGAAGUAGCAGCACCCAAAAGGAGAAAAAGUAUCGAUGUUCGUAGAGUCAGCGUGUCAGAAUUAGAAGAAAUGAUUGACAAGCCUUGUUCACCUCUCAAACCAAUUCCAGGAAAUGAAAAGUCAGCUCCCUCCAUUAUAGAUUUCCAGCAAAAUUAUUCUGCUGUUGAAGGUGCUACAGCCUACAUAUCUUUCCAAGUGGAAGGGAACCCGGCUCCGAAGUUUCAUUUCUACAAAGGUAUUUCCGAGAUAUUCGAAGGUGGGAGGUACAAGAUCUUCACGGACGGCAAUUCCAACACCGUUGCACUCUGUAUAAGGAAAUCGAAAGCACAGGAUGAAGGCAAAUACAAGAUUGUUGCCUACAAUGAAGUGGGAGAGGACAAUCAAGAAGUCAGCCUUUUUGUGAGCGAUGAAAGUGGUAUGGAUUUCAGAGCCAUGUUGAAGAAAAGGCAGUAUGCAAAGUGGAAGGAAGACCAGGAAGAUCCGAACUGGAACCUGAAACCACCGGAGAAAGAGAGAAGACCAUCUCUCAGAGAAACAAAGAGCAGUGGUGAUGAACGCAGAGGAUCACGGGAAAGUCGUCGUCCCUCUUUAGCUGAGUUGAUUCCUGAUUGGCCCAUUCUCCAAAAAGUAGUGAAAGACUCUGAGAAAAAAGAUGAGUUUGUGAAACCAUUGGUGGAUGCGAGAGCGAAAGAGGGAAAAGACAAAAAGUUGAGGCUGGAGGCUGUGUUCUCAAAGUUGAACGUGAAGGCCAAGUGGUACAGGGUUAAAGAGGAGCUCUUCUUGGGAAAGAAAUACCACAUGCAGAGCGAGGGUGAUCUCCAUGUGUUGAUCAUCAACAAUCCUGUGGAGGACGACAGCGGCAGAUACAAGAUUGAAUGUAUGGGCAUCACCAGUUCUUGCAUAGUCACGGUGGACGAACCUGAUCCCGUGUAUAAAUUUACAAAGAAAUUGGGUGAGACAACAGAGGCAUACACAACGAAAGAUGUCGUCCUUGAAUGCGCUGUCAAUGAUUACAAAGCUUGCGUCAAUUGGUACAAAGACGGACAGAAAAUAGAGGCAUCGGAUAAAUACGUGAUUGAAGCAGAUCCUUUGGGCAGAAAACUUCUGAAGAUUGUCGAUCUUUCUAUUGCUGACUGCGGGCAGUAUAUGUGCAAGAUCAACGCCGAGGAGAAGACAGAAACUAAACUGACAGUCACUGAACAACUGUUUAAGUUCACGAAACCCCUGAAGAGCAUCAAAGUGAUUGAGAAUAAUGAAGUAUUUAUUGAAUGUGAAUUGGAUGAUUGGGAAGGAAAAGUUCAAUGGUUCAAAAACGAUAAAGAAUUGAAACCAGAUCCCAUAAUUGAGCAGGUUUCCCAAAUAAGACGCAGAAGACUCGUCUUCAAAGGAGUGCGUUUAACGGAUGAAGGAAAAUAUACAUGCAAAUCCAAUGCUGACAGCACUGUUUGUGAAAUGAUUGUUGAACCUGCUAAUAAAAUAGUGAAGAAACUGAAAGACUGUACAUUACUAGAGAGAGCGAAGGGAAUAUUGGAAGUGGAAAUGUUGGAUAAAAAAGCUCCCGUCGAAUGGUUUAAGAACGGAGAACCCAUCACUCCCACUGAAAGGGUGUUCUUCAAAAUGCACGAUGACGGAAAACAUCAUCUGAUUUUUAAAACUCUUGAAAUGGAGGAUGCCGGCGAAUACAGGUGCCAAGCUAAAGAUCUCAAGACCUCUUGCAAACUCACAGUUGAACAAGCUGAAAAAGCCCCGAUCAUCAAGUUGGAUAAAUUUGACUUUGUUGGAGAUAGUGGAAAACCUUACACCAUUGAAAUCCCUUAUGAAAUUGUUGGAAAAAGGACGUCUAAGGCGGUUGCAAAAUUGCUGCGCAAUGGACAGGCGGUCACAGCUAAGGAAGUGGACAUAGUGGUUAAGGAUGAGAAGGUGGUGAUCACAUUCCGAAAAGCAAUUCGUGCAUCGACAGGAAAGUAUGGUUUUUCUCUCACCAAUUCUCAGGGUGAAGCGACCUGCGAUUUAGAUAUCAACAUCUUAGAUGUUCCCACCCCACCGGAAGGACCUUUGGAAGUGUUCGAUGUGUACAGGGAUCGUUGCAAGUUGUCGUGGAAGCCGUGUAAAGACACGGGAGGCAUCCCCCUCAACCACUAUCUCAUCGAGAGACAAGAUCUGGGAGCGAGAGGUGGAUGGGCAGAAGUGGCCACCACCCAAGAUACAAAGUUUGAUGUGACUGACCUCACUCCGAAGAAAGAAUACAAAUUCAGGAUAAGAGCCAUCAACGAGAAAGGAUCCUCACAACCUCUGGUGGCUCCUAAAAACACUUUUGCUAAAGACCCCUACGAUGAACCCUCAAAGCCUGGAAAUGUUGAAAUUCAAGACUGGGACGUGGGUAGGGUUGACAUAGGUUGGACAAAACCAGAGACUGAUGGCGGAGCUCCCAUCACAAGUUAUAUAGUCGAAUAUAAAGAUAAGUUCUCAGGAGAAUGGACACAAGGACCGGAAGUGGGCCCAGAUGAGUUAAAAUGUCGUGUAGAAGGAUUGAAGGAAGGUGUCCAAUACCAGUUCAGGGUGAAGGCUGUCAACAAAGCCGGUCCCGGUGAACCCAGCGAUCCAUCAAAACCAGUCAUCGCCAAAGCAAGAUAUGUCAAGCCUUACAUUAUCGGCGAUGAAGUGAAAGGAAUGAUUAUUAAAAAGGGUCAAAUGAUCAAAUACGAAAUUCAAUUCGGUGGUGAGCCUCCUCCCACUGUCAAAUGGGCAAAAGAUCUCAAAGAACUCAUGCCUUCUAAAAAGAUAACUAUUGACAAUACUGCAAAAGAGACGACGAUCCUCGUGAAGAGCGCUGAGAGGGCUGACAGUGGGAAAUACACCCUGACACUGACAAACACUUCAGGUGCCAUCUCCUCUUGGGGUGACGUCAUUGUCCUGGACAAACCAACAGCACCCAGAGGACCCUUGAAGGCGGAGGAAGUGAGGGCCGAUCACGUGAAGCUGAAAUGGAACAGGCCAGAAGACACGGGUGGUCAAGAACUGAAAGGAUACGUCAUCGAGAAGAUGGACACUGACACGGGUCGAUGGGUACCUGCGGGAGAAGUGGGUCCGAAUGAUGACACUUUUACAGUCGAUGGCCUCACCCCAAAGAAGAAAUAUAAAUUCAGAGUGAAGGCCGUCAACAAAGAUGGAGAGUCACCGGCACUCGUCACUGACGAGGACAUCGAAGCUAAAAAUCCUUACGAUGAGCCUGGCAAACCUCCAAAACCAGAGAUUGUGGACUACGACAACACUAAAGUGGAACUAAAAUGGGUUCCCCCCGAGAAUGACGGUGGCCGACCCAUACUGAGCUACAUCAUCGAAAUGAAAGACAAAUUCAGCGCCACCUGGACAGAAGCACUGAAGACACCCGACAACAAGUGCAGAGCAGUGGUUGAAGGACUGAAAGAAAACACUGUACUACAAUUCCGUGUGAGGGCUGUCAACAAGGCUGGCAUUGGAGAACCCAGUGAUCCCACCAACAAUCACACGGUUAAACACAGACACUUGAAACCUCUGAUUGAUCGAACGAACUUGAAAGCACAGGUGAUAAAAGUUGGAAGAUCGAUUAAAUUCGACGUGGACGUGAAAGGAGAACCCGCUCCCGAAAUAGUGUGGUCGUUUGCCGAUCAUAAAGUAGUGCAGGACGAUCACAUUAAAAUUGAAAACAGAGACUAUCAUACCGACUUCACAAUCACUAAAUCGAAGAGAAAACAUUCUGGGAAAUAUACUAUCAGUGCCACCAAUGCAUCGGGCAAGGACACGGUGACUGUGGAUGUGACCAUUUUAGGCAAACCCUCUAAGCCUGAAGGUCCUCUCGAGGUUUCCGACGUCCACAAAGAAGGUUGCAAGCUGAAAUGGAACAAGCCAAAAGACGACGGAGGUACCCCCAUCGAACAAUACGAAGUGGAGAAAUUCGAUAAAGAAACUGGACGAUGGACAAGAGUUGGAAAAGUUUCCGGUGACAAGUCUGAAAUGGACGUGACUGGACUAACACCUGGCAAAGAAUAUUUAUUCCGCGUUGCAGCCAUCAACGAAGAGGGAGAAUCAGAACCACUGGAAACGUUGAGACCCAUCGUUGCUAAAAACCCAUUCGAUGAACCUGGCAAACCGGGAGUUCCUGAAUUGGAAGAUUGGGAUAACAGCAGCGUUGAUCUGAAGUGGGAGGCUCCUAAGUCGGAUGGAGGUUCCCCCAUCACGAAAUACAUUGUGGAGAAGAAGGAAAAGUUCUGCCUAAGUUGGGAGAAAGCUGGUGAGGUGUUGGGAGGAGCGACAAAGGUCAAAGUGACUGACCUCAAAGAAAAUUCUGAAUAUCAAUUCAGAGUGGUUGCAGUGAACGCUGCAGGUCCGGGGGAACCCAGCGAGGCCACCAAAAAUCACUUGGUCAAACAUCGAAAGUUAAAACCACACAUCGAUCGAACGAACUUGGAAACGACAACCAUUCGAAAAGGAAAAUCAUUGAAGUUGGAUGUUAACAUUAAAGGUGAACCAGCACCUACUGUUAAAUGGUCACUCAAGGAUAAGGUGAUAGAGAGCUCGGAACACAGAGAGAUUAUAAACGUGGAUUAUAAUACAAAGCUGAUCAUCCACAGUGCCCAAAGGAAAUAUUCUGGCAUUUAUAAAAUAAUUGCAGAAAAUGAACACGGGAAGGACGAAGCAGAGGUCGAAAUAAUCAUCUUGGGAGCUCCAUCUAAACCCAAAGGUCCCCUUGAAGUGAGCAACGUCCAUGCAAAAGGUUGCAAGUUGAAGUGGCAGGCACCGGAGGAUGAUGGGGGCAAGCCCAUCAACCAUUACCAGGUAGAGAAAAUGGAUGCUGCAUCGGGCAAUUGGAUACCGGUGGGCAGAGCCGAGAGUGACAAGACAGAAAUGGAUGUACCGGGACUCAUACCCGGAAAGGAAUACCAAUUCAGAGUGAAGGCUGUCAACGCUGAAGGAGAAUCCGAACCACUCGUUACAGAUAGUUCCACUCUGGCCAAAAAUCCUUUUGAAUCGGCAGGAGCUCCCGGAACCCCUGAAAUCGUUGAUUGGGAUGAGACGAUGGUUGACCUGAAGUGGCAUCCACCCAAGAAUGAUGGAGGAGCCCCCAUCACCGGUUACAUCAUCGAGAAGAAAGAGAGGUUUGCAGCUGCCUGGGAUGUGUGCACCGAAACACACGGACCCGAGGGUAAAGUCACGGGUCUCGUGAAAGGUCACCAAUACGAAUUCAGGGUGAAGGCUGUCAAUAAAGCGGGUGAAGGACAACCCAGUGAACCCACCAGACCACAUCUUGCAAAAGCCCGAAACCUGGCUCCAAAGAUAAACAGGACUAAUCUACAGGAUAUAACAAUUAAAUCUGGCCACACCAUCAAACUGGACGUUGAGGUGGAAGGGGAGCCCGCCCCCACCAUCACCUGGAACCACGGAGAGAAGGCCGUCGAACCUGAUGACGUCAUUCAAUACCAUAAUGAAGAUUACGCGACACACCUGAAAUUCACGGGCAUCACUCGAAGAUAUACGGGAAAAUAUGUGAUCAGGGCAGUUAACAAAAAUGGUCGAGAUGAAGCCGUUAUCAAUAUCAAUGUCCUGUCGAAACCGGCCAAACCGGAAGGUCCUAUGGAAAUUACGGAUGUCCACGCCAAAGGUUGUAAGUUGCAGUGGCAACCUCCGAAAGAUGACGGUGGAACUCCCCUUCAAGGUUAUCAGGUUGAAAAAAUGGACGUGCUCACGGGUCGAUGGAGUCCAGUGGGUAAAGUGGACAGCCCGUCUAUUGAAGUGAAGGGUCUUGAUCAGGGUAAAAAAUACCAUUUCCGGGUGAAGGCUAUAAACAACGAAGGGGAAUCUGACCCACUCGAGACAGACAGAACCACACUCGCCAAAAAUCCGUUUGAAAAGCCCGGAUGUCCGGGUGAACCGGAGAUUGUUGAUUACGAUAAGGACUUUGUGGAACUGAAAUGGGAUAAACCGAGCAAAGACGGGAACGCUCCCAUCACGGGGUACAUCAUCGAGAAGAAGGGACCCGGAGGAGAAUGGACAAAAGCUGCUGAAACGAUGGGCCCAGGAGGAAAAGUCACGGGUCUUGUUCCUGGUGAGAAGUAUGAAUUCAGGGUCAGAGCCGUCAACAAAGCUGGACCCGGGGACCCCAGCGAAGCCACCCUUCCACACCUCGCUAAGCCUAAAUUCUUGAAGCCACGAAUUGAUCGAGCCAAUUUAAGGAACAUGGCUAUAAAAAUUGGUCAGACUGUUAACUUAGACGUGAAUGUGAUCGGAGAGCCACCCCCACAAGUGACGUGGAAGUUGAAUGACGUAGAAGUGCAGACGUCAGACACGAUACGCAUAGACAACGCUGAUUAUAACACAAAGUUCUACUUGUUGAGGGCGACGAGGAAAGAGAGUGGAUUAUACACCAUCGUUGCCACCAAUAAAGUCGGAACAGACGAAGCACAAGUUGAGAUCUUUGUUCUAGGCAAGCCAAGCAAGCCCAAAGGACCCCUCGAUGUUUCUGACGUCCACAAAGAGGGUUGCACAUUGAAGUGGAGUGAACCAGAAGACGAUGGUGGUUCACCCAUCGAAUAUUAUGAAGUGGAGAAAAUGGAUGAGGAUACGGGUGUUUGGGUACCGGCUGGUAAAUCACAGACUCCCAAAUGCGAUCUCACCAAUCUUCAACCCGGAAAGAAAUACAAAUUCCGUGUUCGGGCUGUCAACAAGGAAGGGGAUUCUGAAGAACUGGAAACGGAAGACUCUACAUUAGCCAAAAAUCCAUUUGAUGAGCCCUCUAAACCAGGACGACCUGAGCCAACCGACUGGGAUGUGGACCACGUCGAUCUGCAGUGGUCACCUCCCUCGAGUGACGGUGGAUCUCCCAUCUCAAAGUAUAUAGUGGAAAAGAAGAAGAAGGGAUGCCACAAGUGGCAGAAGGCGAAAGAGAUCCCCGGUGACAAAACGAACGCGACUGUCGGGGAUCUGGAGGAAGGUGAAGAGUAUGAGUUCCGAGUGAUCGCGGUCAACAAGGGUGGACUGAGCGAACCCAGUGAAGGAUCGAGACCCGUGAUUGCAAAACCCAAAAACUUGGCCCCUCAAAUCGACCGAAAGAAUCUGAAGGCUCUAACGGUGAGGAGUGGUCACGCAGUCAUAUUGGAGAUCGGCGUGAAAGGUGAGCCGACCCCCACCAUUCAAUGGACAGUGGGUGGUAAACCACUCGGGGAAAGAAUUCAAAUCGAGACUGCAGCGAAUGAGACAAAAUUCAUGAUUAAGAAAGCAUUAAGGAAAGACACGAACAAGUACACCAUCACAGCAAAGAACAUAAACGGCACAGAUGAAGCCGUUCUUGAGUUGACAGUAAUAGGUAAACCAAGCAAACCUAAAGGUCCUCUGAAGGUAUCUGAUGUCCACGCAGAGGGUUGCAAGCUGGCUUGGGAUCCACCGGAAGAUGAUGGAGGAGAACCCAUCCAACAGUAUGUGGUCGAAAAGAUGGACACCGAAACAGGACGAUGGUUGCCGGUCGCCACAACGAAGGAACCGAGCGCAGAAAUUGAAGGCCUCAUUCCCGGAAAGGAUUACAAAUUCCGAGUGAAGGCUGUCAAUCCAGAGGGGGAUUCAGAGGCUCUUGAAACAGAAAAAUCAACCACUGCUAAAAAUCCAUUUGAUGAACCGGGCCAGCCGGGUAAGCCGACCGCUAAGGACUGGGAUCAGCAUCAUGUGGACCUGCAAUGGACUGCACCACUGAGUGACGGUGGUUCUCCCAUAACGAGUUACGUCAUUGAAAAGAAAGACAAGUACAGCAGCAAGUGGCAGAGGGCUGUAGAGAUUAUAGGGGAUUCAUGCGAGGCUAGAAUUCCGGAUUUAAUAGAAGGAAUGGAAUAUAAUUUUAGGGUGAGAGCUGUAAACAAAGCGGGUCCAGGUGAAGCCAGCAUUGCAAGCGAUCCUGUUACAGCUAAGAUUCGAUACUUGUGUCCAAAGAUUGACAGAAAUACGAUAAAGGAUGUGACGAUUCACGCGAGUCAGAGUGUGAAGCUUGACGUGAAGAUGAUUGGAGAACCUCCACCCAAAAAGAUUUGGAUGUUGGGUAAUAUUGUGAUGAAAGAUGGGGGAAAGAUUAAUAUUGAAAACGAACCCUACCGCACCAAACUCUGUUUCAUUAACUGUGAUAAAAGGGAUUCCGGAACUUAUAAGAUCAAAGCAGAAAACAGUGUCGGAAGUGACGAAGCGACCAUUCAACUCACUGUGUUAGGUGAGUAUAUUAAUUGCCAUAAUGAAGACAAUAUUCAACUAUUUGCACUGUCAGGUGACUUUAUAUGUAUCUUUUUUUUAAUCACAGGACAUGAAUAUAAGUUCAGAGUGAAGGCCGUUAAUGCAGAAGGAGAGUCUGAUCCUUUGGAUGCUUUCGAACCAGUUAUUGCAAAGAAUCCAUACGAUCCCCCAGGACAACCCGGCACUCCAACCGUUAAAGACUGGGACAAGGAUAGAGUGGAGCUCGCAUGGGAAUCCCCGAAGAAAGAUGGUGGUUCGCCCAUAACCGGUUACCUCAUAGAGAAGAAGCGCAAGGGUUCCGUCCAGUGGACGAAAGCUGCCCUCUUGGACGAUAAUGUCAAUUCCGGUAAAGCGACGGGGCUGGAGAACGGAGAAACAUACCAAUUCCGUGUGACGGCCAUCAAUGAAGCGGGACUGGGAACUCCCAGUGACGAAACAAAACCCAUCCUCAUCAAACCCAGAAGAAUGGCUCCAAAAAUUGACCGCCGCAAUCUUAUCUCCAUCACCCUGAAAAACGGUCAAGCCUUCAGCUAUGACGUUAAAAUAAAAGGUGAGCCCCCUCCCUCUGUUCAGUGGCUGUUGAAAGACAAGAAAGUGGAAGAGAGAAUAGACCUCACUAUAACGAACAUUCCAUACAACACGAAAAUUGUCUGUGAUAAAGCUCAACGCAUCGACUCUGGAAUCUAUCGGAUUGUGGCCACCAAUGCACACGGAGAGGACAGAGCAGACGUCGAAGUCUCUGUACUCGCUAAACCUUCUAAGCCGGAAGGUCCUCUCAUUGUGUCUGAUGUCCAUAAACACGGCUGCAAAUUGAAAUGGAAUAAACCUGUGGACGACGGUGGUGAACCUUUAGAAGGAUAUGUGAUAGAGAAAGAAGAUCCGGAAACAGGACUUUGGAUACCCGUGGCCAAGACUCACAUACCUGAAGGCGAGGUGAAUGGUCUCACUCCGGGAAAAUCUUACAAGUUUCGCGUCAAAGCAGUCAACAAAGAGGGGGAGUCAGAACCUCUGGAGACUUUUGCCCCUGUUGUCGCCAAGGAUCCCUUCGAUCCACCCGGGGCUCCUGGCACUCCAGAACCAACGGACUGGAAUAAAGAUCACGUGGACUUAGCGUGGAAGGCUCCAGAGAGUGACGGGAAUGCUGCCAUUACCCACUACAUCAUUGAGAAGCGAGAGAAGGGAUCUCAGAAGUGGGAGAAGGCUGCGGAGGUGUCUGGUGAUCAGACAAAAGGUACCGCCCCUUUCUUAACAGAAGGAAAGGAGUACGAGUUCCGAGUGAUCGCCUGCAACAAAGCUGGACCAGGUGAACCCAGCGAAGCAUCCAAGACUGUCACUGCAAAACCACGUUUUCUUGCUCCUUUGAUCGAAAGGAGAUCAUUAAACGACAUAACAAUAAAAGCUGGACAGACCAUUAAAUUCGACGUGAACGUGAUGGGUGAGCCUCCUCCAUCCAAAAUCUGGACCAUCAAUGAUGUUGAGAUCAAAGCGAUAUCUGAUCGUAUAAUGUUGACGAAUGAGGAUUAUAACACAAAACUAGUGAUAAGACAGGCAACGAGAGCGGAGAGUGGAAAAUUCGUCUUGACGGCAACCAACAGUUCUGGAAGAGACUCGGCAUACGUCAUUGUCAAUGUACAAGAUAAACCAUCGAAGCCAAAAGGUCCACUAGAAGUGUCCGAUGUUCAUAAAAAUGGUUGCACAUUGAAAUGGAAGAAACCUGAGGAUGAUGGAGGGGUUCCACUAGAUGGUUACUUAGUGGAAAAAAUGGAUGAAGAAACGGGAAAAUGGGUUCCAGUUGGAAAGACUAAAGAGCCCGGUAUGGAUGUGGCUGGAUUGGUGGCUGGCAAAAAAUACAAGUUCCGCGUCAGAGCCUUAAAUAAGGAAGGAGAAUCUGAACCUCUGGAAACAUCGGACAGUAUCACUGCAAAAAAUCCAUUCGAUGAACCAGGCAAACCGGGUAAUUUAGAAGUGACGGAUUGGGACAAGGACCACAUUGACCUCAAGUGGAUUCCCCCUGAAAGUGACGGGGGAUCUCCCAUCUCUUCCUACUUAGUGGAAGUGAAAGAUAAACUGGGAAAUUGGGAGAAGGCGAUGGAAGUGCCUGCUGACCAGACUACGGCUUCUGUACCAGAUUUGGUGCAGGGUCAGAAGUACGAGUUCAGAGUGAAGGCGGUCAACAAAGCUGGACCAGGAGAGCCCAGUAAUGCAACACCACCCGUCACAGCAAAGCCUAGAAAACUUGCACCCAAAAUCGAUCGUUCCACCUUAAACAAAAUUCGUGUCAAGGCUGGAAAGACGUUCCACUUCGAAGCGAGCGUCAUCGGUGAACCCCCUCCCACCCUGCAGUGGUCCCUCAGAGACAAUACCCUCCAACCCAGUGAACACAUUAAAAUUAGCAAUGAAGAGUACAGCACGAAAUUAACGGUCAGGAAAUGUAGGAGAGAUGACAAUGGCAUCUACACAUUGCUGGCCUUCAAUGAACACGGAAAAGAUGAAGCACAGGUCGAAGCACUUGUCUAUGACAAGCCCUCUCCUCCUGGUGGUCCUUUGAAAGUGGAAGAUGUGACAGCAGAUGGGUGUAUGUUGUCAUGGAAACCUCCUUCAGAUGACGGUGGUCAACCCUUAGAACAUUAUGUCAUCGAGAAAAUGGACGAGGACACCGGUGUGUGGACUUCUCUGGGUGAAACUCCCCAGACAGAACUCAAGGUGAAGGGAUUGCAGCCAGGUAAGAAAUACAAGUUCCGAGUAAAAGCUGCCAACAGACAGGGAGAAUCCCUUCCAUUGGAAACAGAUAAAGCUAUUUUGGCCAAGAAUCCCUUCGAUGAGCCUGGAAAACCUGGAACCCCGGAAAUCGAAGAUUACGAUCGAGACUUCGUCAAACUGAAAUGGACAGCUCCAGAAAAUGAUGGGGGAUCUCCCAUAACAGGUUAUGUCAUUGAAAAGAAGGACAAGCUUCUCAGCCCCGAUUGGACAGCUGUUCAGGAAGUUCCGGCUGAUCAGACGAGCGCCGUGAUUCGGGACCUGAUGGAAAAUGGUGUUUAUGAAUUUAGAGUGAGAGCCAUCAAUAAAGGAGGUUCAGGUCAACCCAGUGAUUCCACUGGACAGCACAUUGCAAAACCAAAGAACUGUGAGUUUCUUUUUUUUUCGCUACUUUAUUUAAACAAUAGAUUUUUUAUCAUCAUGUCACGACUUGUUUUUAUAACAUGGUGCGUUUUUAAAAGCCCUUCAAGGUGCUAUUUUUCAUUGGAGGCUUUUAAAUAUUGUGUCAUUGUAACAGAUGUUCCCCUGCCUCCUAAGAAUCUGCAGAUCAGUGAGGUGAGCAAAGAGAGUUGCCUGGUGUCAUGGAACCCACCCGACGAUGACGGUGGCAGUGACAUCCAGCAUUACACAGUAGAGAAGAAGGACAUGGAGGGUGGAAGAUGGGUUCCUGCAGACGAGACAGUCAACACUUCCCUGCACGUGGACAGGCUCAUAGAGAUGCACGAAUACAUCUUCAGAGUGAAGGCAGUCAACAGAGAGGGAAGUUCUCAAUGGACCAUGACCCGACAAUCCAUCAUUGCCAAAAAUCCAUUCGAUCCACCGGAUAAACCGAGUCCACCUGUGGCCAUCGACUGGGAUUCUCAUUCCAUUGAAUUGGAGUGGCGUCCACCUAAAAAAGAUGGCGGAGCUCCCGUCUCCAGUUACCUCAUCGAGAAGAGAUUGAAGGGUGCACCCCUCUGGGAAGAGGCGACCAGAGUGACCGGAACUAAAGCCAAGAUAUCGGAUCUGGUGGAAGGGGAACAGUACGAAUUUCGUCUGGUGGCCAUUAACAAAGCCGGACCCAGUGAACCCAGUGAUCCCACACAACCCAUAACAGCCAAACCCAGAUUUUUGGCCCCCGUCGUGGAUCGCCUGACACUUUUGGAUCAGAGGGUCCGUGCUGGACGUCCCAUCACCUACGAAGUGUCCAUCAAAGGUGAACCACCCCCCAUUGCUUCGUGGUCCAUCAACGAUCAUCCAGUCAUCGGCAAUCCGAGGAUUGAAGUGCGUACCACACCCACCACCUGCUUCUUCGAGAUUUUGUUGUCUGUUCGAUCAGACACUGGAAAGUACACACUCAACUUGGAGAACAGCUCGGGAAGGCUCAGCACAUCUGCAACCGUCACUGUAUUGGACAGACCCACUGCUCCAGUCGGACCCUUGAACGUGAGUGAAGUGACCAAAGACUCGGCCCUUCUGUCUUGGAAACAGCCAAAAGAUGACGGCGGCUCACCCAUCAAAUAUUAUAUGAUAGAGAAGAUGGACACUUCCCGCGCCACGUGGAUGGAAGCUGGUCAGUCCACGUCCCUUUCUUUCAAGGUCCAGAAUCUGGUCCACCACAAAUCCUAUCAGUUCAGAGUGUUUGCCGUCAAUGAGAUUGGAGAUUCAGAUCCCUUGGAAAAGGAAGAGGGCGUCACUGCCAGAGAUCCCUUCGAACCUCCGAGCACUCCUGGUAAGCCCAAAGCGACGGACUGGGGUGCCGAUUUCAUCGAACUGUCGUGGACCCCUCCAGAGGAAGAUGGUGGAUCCCCCAUCACAGGUUAUAUCAUUCAGAAGAGAACAAAAGGAUCGAAUUUGUGGGAGAAAGGAACAGAAAUUAUCGGCAACGAAGGAAAAGGAAAAGUGCCUCAUUUGAUCGAGGGACAGGAUUACGAAUUCCGGGUGAUCGCUCUCAACAAAGGAGGACAGAGCAACCCUAGCGAAGCAUCGGAACUUAUAACUGCUCGUCCAAGAUUCUUGUCACCGAAGAUCGUAACACCCCUGAAGGACAUUGAAAUCAAAGUGGGUGAUGUUCUUCACGUAGAAGUGAAGUUCGUGGGUGCCCCCGUGCCUCAGGUCACCUGGACUGUGAAUGACAAAGUACUGGAGUCUGACAAGAGAGUGUCCAUCUCUAAUUACGAGAGUUACACCCUCAUUCACGCCAUCAACGCCAAGCGUUUGGACAGCGGGAAGUACGUCCUCCAUCUCAAAAACGAUUCCGGAAGUGACGAAGGCACACUCAAAGUGACUGUUCUGGCGAAACCCAGUGCCCCUGAAGGACCGCUGGAAAUCAAAGAUAUACAAAAGGAUAGCGUUACCCUUGCGUGGAAACCUCCGAAGGACGACGGUGGCAGUGAUUUAGUUGCUUAUAUUAUUGAGAAACGAGAUAAAUCUCACAAUGGUCCAUGGGUGCCAGCACUCACCAUUCCAGCCAAAUCCACAACAGCCGAAGUGCCAAAACUCAUUGAGAAUACAAAUUAUGAAUUUAGAGUGAGAGCCAAGAACGCUCAGGGACUCUCUGCAGCCCUAGAAACUGAAAGAUCUGUUAUGGUCAAAAAUCCUUUCAAGCCCCCGAGUCCACCGGGACAACCUGAGCCCGUCGAUCAUGACCGUGACUUCAUCAAGAUCAGUUGGUCUCCGCCACUGAAGGAUGGAGGUUGUGAUAUUAUUGGAUAUGAGAUUGAAAGGCGUGACACGAAAUUGAACAGAUGGGGAACGGUUACAAAGGAUUUGGUGAAGAGUUGUAACUUCACUGAUCACAUGGUGACUGAUGGUCAUUCCUACGAAUAUAGAGUAACUGCUCAUAAUGUUGCUGGCUAUAGUGAACCUAGUCCAGCCUCAAAACCAAUUACAGCAAAACCAAUGAAAGAAAAACCGAAACUUCACCUGGAUGGUUUGUACGGGAAAUUCAUUCGUGUUCGAGCUGGCGAUCCUGUUUACGUAAACAUUCCUCUGACCGGCUCUCCUGUACCGACUGUCAGGUGGACACACAAUGGUCAACACCUGCAGGACACUCCACAUACAAGGCAAGAGAUACGCGAUGAGGAACUCAUCAUGCUGACCAUUCCUAAAUCUGAGAGGACAGACAGUGGACUCUACAACAUACAGGCUAAGAAUGCAUAUGGUGAAGAUUCAGCUGACAUAACAUUGCUCGUAUAUGACAAGCCCUCCCCCCCACGAGGACCUCUAGAAGCUGUUGAAGUCACAAACAAUUCCAUCUCCCUGAAAUGGAUGAAACCGGAAGAUGAUGGCGGAUCAGAAUUGACAGGUUUCAUAUUGGAGAAGUGUGAUAUUGGUGGUGACAAAUGGCUUCCCACUGGUGGCUAUUGUCCAAAUCCGGCCUUCACUGUGAAAAGUUUGGAUGAAGGAAAGCAGUACCGGUUCAGAGUGAGGGCUGAGAACAUAUACGGCAUAAGCGAACCUCUCGAGAGUAAACCAAUCACUGCAAAGAAUCCAUUCGACACCCCAGAUCCACCGAGUCAACCGAAAGUUUUGGAUCAUGGACCCACUUUUGUAUCAUUAUCCUGGCAGCCUCCAGCACAUGAUGGUGGAAAACCAAUUAUUGGCUACCUGGUCGAGAAGAAAGAGAAAGGAACACAGGAAUGGGUGAGAGUGUCGCAGUUCCCCAUUCCCGAAACUGAAUUUGUAGUCCCGAGUUUAUCCGACGGACAGACAUACGAAUUCAGAGUAUUGGCCGUGAAUGAGGGAGGGGCAGGCAAACCCAGUAAACCCACUGGUCUCGUCAAGGCAGAGAAGAAAAAGUAUCCACCAUCGAUGCCGGAAGCGCCACACGUCGACAAGAUCACCAAAGACAGCGUCACUCUGUCCUGGCCUAAACCGGAUGACGGAGGAAGUAAAAUACUCGGUUAUUACAUCGAGAAGAGGAUGGCACAAGCCAAAGAGUGGGACAUCAUCAACAACAUCUUGCACGUCGAUAACACGUGUUUCGUGGUUCCUGACUUGGUGGAGGGAAAGGAAUAUGAAUUCAGAAUAAUAGCGAUGAAUAAUGUGGGAGAGAGUCCACCCAGCAAACCCAGCUCAAUGAUUCUAGUGGAAGAACAACCAGACAAGCCACGCAUUGAUGUGGGUGCCAUCAAAGAUAUUGUAGUGAAAGCAGGCGAAGAGUUCUCAAUUACAGUUCCAUUCACUGGUUUUCCUAAACCGUCUGCCACCUGGACAAAGAAUGACAAAGACAUCGAUGACACGGACGCCAGGAUAUUCUUGAAGGUGAGCGACACAAAUGCCGUAUUAGCAGUUACAAAUGCAAAGAGAGACGAUACAGCGACUUUCAAGGUUCAUCUUAAAAACAAAUCUGGAUUUGAUACCUGUUACUGUAGAGUCACUGUCCUAGAUAAACCAACGUCACCCGAGAAUGUUCACGCGGAGGAGAUCGAAGGUGAAUCUCUCACUCUAUGCUGGAAUCCACCGAAGGACAAUGGAGGUGCUGAAAUCACUAAUUACGUGGUCGAGAGGAAGGAGGUCGGCACUCUCACGUGGGUCAGGGUGUCCAGUUUCGUGACUGCGACAGCCUGCCGUGUCCGAAACUUGGUGAUCGGAAAACAGUACGAUUUCCAGGUGAUGGCUGAAAAUCAACAUGGAACCAGCGAACCAGGAAAGACACGAGAACCCAUCCUCGCUAAAUUACCCUUUGACCCCCCUGGUGCCCCGGGUGUACCUCAGUCUGUGGAUACAUCUGUUGAUUCCAUCACACUGAGCUGGCAGAAACCGAGAGAUGAUGGUGGAAGUGCCAUCAUUGGAUAUGUCUUGGAGAAACAAGAGAAGGGGAAGGAGAGGUGGGUGGCCGCCUGUCAAACUACCAUUACAGAACAAACUUUCCGUGUCACCGGACUGAAAGAGAACCAGGAGUACAUGUUUAGGGUGUGUGCCCUCAAUGCUGCCGGACAAGGUCCCUUCAGUUCUGGAUCCGAUGGAAUCUUCGCUAGACCACCUCCCUGCUCGCCUAAAAUAAGUGCUGGAUUCAGCUUACGAGACAUGACAGUUCAAGCAGACGAAGAAUUUACAUUGAGAGUGCCUUUCAACGCAUUCCCAGUACCCACAGCCACCUGGACUAUUAAUGGUAAAGCAUUAGUGAAAACGGAUCGAGUUUAUAGUGAGAUCAAUGUCGCUUUUACAGUCCUCAUCAAUAAAAAAGCAAAGAGAGAUGAUUCUGGCUCUUAUACUUUGACUCUAAAGAAUCAGCACGGCACCGAUAAUGCAUCCUGUAGAGUUCUUGUAGUGGAUAAACCAGGACCACCAGAAGGACCACUGGAAGCAUCUGAUGUGACACCCGAGACUUGCUCGUUAUCGUGGAGACCACCCAAGGAUGAUGGAGGUAGUUCCAUCACCAACUACGUGGUCGAGAGACAAGAGGCAAACUCUCAAGUGUGGACGAAGCUGAGCAGUUACGUUCGUGGAUGUCACUAUGAAGUGAUUGGACUGGAACACAAGAAAAAGUACCACUUCAGAGUAAGAGCUGAAAACAAAUAUGGCGUCGGUGCUCCACUCGACACAGACCGUCUCCUCACGGCUAAAUUCUCAUUUGAUCCCCCCGGUCCACCCUCCUGUCCGUCGAUUACAGACUAUGAUGGUGUGAGUGUGAGCCUGUCUUGGGAUGCACCAGUACAGGAUGGAGGUUCCAGAAUCCAGGGAUACCAGGUUGAGUACUGUGACAUGGCCGAUGGAAGGUGGAAAGUGGGGAAUGAGUAUCUGGUGAAAGAAACACACUUCACAGUUCCCAAUUUGAGUGAGAACCACGACUAUCAAUUCCGGGUGAAAGCGAAGAACGCAGCUGGACUGGGCGAAGCGAGUCAACCCACUGCUACUUUGAGACUCAAAAAGAAAUUCAAUCCCCCAUCUCCUCCAGAAGAUGUGAUGGUUGGAAAAGUGGGUCGAAGUUAUAUUGAGCUUCGAUGGGAAAAGCCUCGUUCUGAUGGUGGAAGUAAAAUUACAGGUUACAUUGUUGAGAGGAGAGAAGCAGGGAGCACGUUCUGGUUCAAGGCCAAUGAUUUCCCAUGUGCUGAAUGUCACUAUACUGUGAUGAAUCUGAUGGAGAACGCGGAAUAUGAAUUCAGAGUAUAUGCCAUCAACGCAGCUGGAAAGAGUGAGCCCAGUGCAUGCACCAAUCCCAUUAAAGUAUGCGAACUUGCAGGUGGACAGAAACCAGAGUUUGUGAGAAAAUUAUUCAACAAAAGUGUUCCUAUUAACAAACACGUCGUGUUUGACUGUGAAGCCAUUGGAAAUCCCGUUCCAACAGCUAGAUGGUUCAAGAAUGGUCGUGAAAUCCAUCCGGGUGGUCGUCUCCUGUUGUCUGAGGGAAAAGAUGGAGAAUUCAAGUUGACGUUCACGGAAGUGUGGGAGAAUGAUGAAGGGGAAUACGCUUGCGUCGUCUCCAACUCUAUUGGAUCUGACAAAUGUUUUGCCAGAAUGAUUAUAGCAGCCGCACCCAGAAUCGAAAGAUGCCCCACAGAAGUCCUCUUUCCCGAAAAAGAAAACGGAAAAGUGAAAAUCUAUUUCUCUGGCACUUCACCCUUCGACGUCUUCUUGCACAAGGAGGGAUUCGAGGUGAAAGAGAACGACGAUCACAUCAAGUACACGGUGUUCGACGACUACGUCAUCAUUUACUUUAAGGACAUCUCAAAGAAUGACGUCGGGAAAUACAAACUGACAGUCAAGAAUGACAGCGGAUCUGCCGAAGCUACCUUCUCACUCUUUGUCACCGGUCUCCCUGGUCCUCCCAUCGGUCCCUUGGAGGUGAGCGACAUCAGCCAGCACACGGCCACCCUGGCAUGGAACCCCCCGGAAUACGACGGGGGAUGUAAAAUCACUCACUAUAUGAUAGAGAGGAAAGAAACAACUCACAACCAAUGGGUGAUAGCUGUCAGCUACUGCAAGGUUACCUACAUUCUGCUAUACACUAAUAGAAAUGGAUGCUUGUUUUGUCACAGGUAUAAAGGUGUGAGGGAAAUCUUUGAAGGUACUGGUAAGUACACCCUACUGAAGGAAGGAAGUACCUUCAUACUCGGCAUAAGUGAGGUGUAUGGAGAAGAUGCUGAUGAAUACAGCUGCAGGGCUCACAACAAGGGAGGUGUCAGAACUUCCAGAGCUGAACUACUUAUCAUGAAGCCACCUCACAUCAAUGUUCCACCGAGAUUCCGUGAUCUUGCACAGUUUGAGAAAGGAGAAAACAUUCAACUGAAGAUUCCUUUCACGGGAUUCCCUAAACCCAGUCUCAAGUGGAGCAGAAACGAAGAGACAAUCGAAAAAGGUGGACACUAUGACAUCAUAGUAGGGGAGAGACAUACCAUACUGGUCAUACGAGAUGUCAAUACGGAUGACAACGGACCCUACAGAUUGACGGCUGAGAAUGAACUGGGAACGGACUCUGCCAUCAUCAACGUUCAAAUCAGUGACCGUCCUGACAAACCAAGGAACGUGACAGUGCAGAGAGUGACAGAUGACUCCGUCACGCUCUCCUGGAAGGCUCCAGCCUGGGAUGGUGGCUCUCAGAUACACAACUACAUCCUUGAGAGGCAAGAGACACCCAUGACCAGCUGGGUCAGAUGUGGAAACACAAGGUUAGUUAUUUAUUCCUCACUUAAAGCGUAUUCCGUUUUAAAGUUAUCUGCGAUUUUAUUUACAAAAAUUAAUUGUGAGGCUCAUAGAGAUCCAAUCAGCAAGGCCACAUAUUUUGCUGCGUUAGUGUACGCUUUAAAAUUUAGACAAAAGAUAUCCGUUAUCGUGACAUUGCCUCAAAUAGUUAAAAUUAAAUUUCGACAGUUGGAUGCGUAUGGGAAGAAAAUUCGGGGUAAAUCAGAAGGUGUGGUUUCAAAUUAUGACCAGUUUGAAUCCCAGAAAGAAAAAGCCAAAAAGAAAUUGGUGGAUGCGUAUGGGAAGAAAAUUCGGGGUAAAUCAGAAGGUGUGGUUUCAAAUUAUGACCAGUUUGUGUUUAAUAUGGACAAAUACAUUCCACAAGCAGUUGGUAUCAAAACAUCGAGUGUUUAUGAUUAUUAUGAUAUUUUAGAAGAAAUUGGAAUUGGGGCAUUUGGUGUUGUGCACAGAUGCAGAGAAAGGUCAACAGGUCACGUGUUUGCAGCCAAAUUCAUUCCAGUGUCUCAUGCUGUAGAGAAGGUGAUGGUAAAGAGAGAAAUUGAUAUUAUGAAUCAAUUGCAUCAUCCCAAAUUGAUUCGUUUGCACGACGCUUUUGAAGAAGAAGACGAGAUGAUAUUAAUUUACGAAUUCAUGUCUGGUGGAGAGCUCUUUGAACGCAUUACCUCUGAUGGUUACACAAUGUCUGAAGCAGAGGUCAUUCACUACAUGAGACAAAUAUGUGAAGCUGUGAAGCACAUGCACGAGAAGAAUAUCAUUCAUCUAGACCUCAAACCAGAGAACAUAAUGUGCCAAAUGAAAAAUAGUACGGAGAUCAAAGUGAUUGAUUUUGGAUUGGCAACAAAGUUCGAUCCCAAUGAGAUGGUCAAGAUUUCGACGGGAACUGCCGAGUUUGCUGCACCCGAGAUCGUGGAGAGGGAACCAGUCGGCUUUUACACCGACAUGUGGGCAGUCGGAGUGUUGGCUUACGUCUUAUUGAGUGGCUUAUCUCCUUUCUCUGGUGAAAACGAUAUUGAAACCUUGAAGAAUGUUCGAGCAUGUGAUUGGGACUUUGAUGUGGAAGCAUUUUCGAAAGUGUCAGAUGAAGGAAAAGAUUUUAUUCGUAAGCUUCUUCAACGAAGCAAAGAGAAAAGAAUGACAGCGCAUGAAUGCCUGGAACACCCAUGGUUGAAGGGAGAAAUGGAUGCCUCCAAAUCACCCAUAGACAGAAGCAGAUACAUUAAAUUCAGGGACCAGAUACGUGCCAAAUAUGGCGAUUAUUGGUUCUCUUGUGCCGUUCCUUUGGGCCACAUUUCCAAUUACAGUUGCCUCAGAAAACUUCAAGAGGAACGAUACAAAAUUAGAGAAUUCUCAUUUGAUCGCCGUCAAGCCGUUCCAAGAUUUGUGAUAAGGCCGCAGAGCACUUUUGCCUACGAAGGUCAAGCAGCCAAGUUCUUUUGCAGAAUUAUUGCAGCAUUCCCUGCAACUGUAACAUGGCACCGAGAUAAUUUUGAACUGAAGCAGAGUGUGAAAUACAUGAAAAGAUAUCAAAACGAUGAUUAUCAUUUCACACUGAAUCGUUGCAAGACUGAAGAUCGGGGAGAAUACAUCAUUCGUGCGGAGAAUAUUUAUGGAUUUAGGGAAGAACCCGUGUUCCUCAAUGUACAGGCUCUGCCAGUCAAAAUUCCUCACGUCAAACUGGACGAACCGAUCAGGAGGCGUGCACCUCUACAUAAAUUGUGGGAGGAGCCUGCCGAUAGAAGUCCUUGCUUCACAUUCCAACUCAGGCCACGAUGCAUGCAAAGCGGAUCCGUCUGCAAGCUCUUGUGUUGCCUCGCAGGGAAACCCACACCAAACGUGAAAUGGUUUAAAGACGGUAAGGAGCUGAACAAGUUUGACUAUAACUGCAGUCACGCUGAUGGAGUGGUUACCAUGGAGAUUGUGGGUUGCACUGUUGAAGAUUCAGGAAGAUACAGUUGUAGAGCGACAAAUGCAUUGGGAGAAGAUGAGACUUGGUGCCAUGUACAAGUAGAAGAUCGCAAAGGUCCCCCACAAAAAACGCCCCUCCUCCUGCUUCCCCCUUCCACCACUUCACCUUAUAGACCUUCCCCCAUGCGAGACACUUCUUACAGAGCAUCCUCUGUGUCCAAAAACAAGUACAGCACUUCAGACUAUUCAAGCACAACAGACUAUUCCAGCAAAUAUAGUUCCAACAAUUAUAGCAGCAGUUCCAGCAAAUACAGUUCCAGCAAAUACAGUUCCAACAAAUAUGAAUCAUCAUCUAGUUAUAACAAGCAAUCAUCAUCAUCAUCUAAAGACUACUUGUCGUCAUCUAAAGACUACUUUUCGUCAUCUAAAGACUACUUGUCGUCAUCUAAAGACUACUUGUCGUCAUCUAAAGACUCCUUGUCGUCAUCGUCUACAACAAAGAGGACGCAGAAACCCUACGGAAAGAAGAAAACAGAGGGAGGAGGGGAAGAGACUGUCAGAUCAAGAACUUCUACCAGAGAGCUCGAAAUUCCCGAUGACACAGCUCCCUCAUUUAAGGAGGGACUGACAGACACAGAAGUGAAAGAUGGAGAUCCCCUCACCCUCAAAUGUGUUCUUAUCGGAGAUCCUGAUCCACAGGUGGAAUGGUUCAAAAAUAAAGAACCAUUGCAUUCUUCGGACAUCAUUGACUUGAAGUACAAGAAUAAAGUGGCCACACUAACAAUAGGUGAAGUCUUCCCGGAAGAUGAAGGAACCUACACCUGCAAAGCGACCAAUUCCCUGGGAACAACUUCAACAGUUGCAAAAUUAACUGUUUUGUUACCAGCCAAAGAAAAUAAGAAGAAAAAGAAGGAAGGCGGAAGUAAACCUCCGAGAAUCACAAGUCAUCUGGUCAGUCAAGUCGCAAAAGACGGUGACCCAAUGACCCUCUCUUGCACUGUAAAAUGUCCGUCAGACUUCGAAGUUGUGUGGUUGCAUAACGAGAAGGAGAUAAAGAACAGUAAAGACUUUCAAUACCAGAAUGUGGGUGAAAUGUAUAAAUUAGUAAUUCCAGAACUUUUUCCCGAAGACAGUGGAAUCUACACUUGUGAAGUUUUUAAUGACGGAGGGGAAGCUUUCAGCAGUUGCACUCUAUCCAUUAUAGUUCCUAAUGAAGCCGUCAAAGGACCGUGUUUCACUAAAUUUCCAGAAUCCCAAACUGUACACGAAAAUCAACCGGUGACCUUCACUGCUGAGGUCGAAAAAGACGCUGACAAAGUGUCUUGGACAAAAGAUGGCAAAGUAUUGGAGGAUAGCAAUAAUUUCAAACUGAGCCAAUCAGCUAAAGUGUACUCCCUCUCCAUAAAGAAGUGUGCGUUAACUGAUGUCGGUCAGUACAGUGUUAAGGCUGUUAGUUCAGCACUGGGUGAAAGCAUAGCGACCUUCUCUCUUAAUGUUAUCACAGAUAAUUAAUUGAUUCCUAAAUGGAUGUUGGUAUAGAAAAUAAGGAAUCAUCGUUUCAGUAAAUUUCACAAUUCCAAUGAAGUGUGUGCUCUUUUGUGACAUUCAUUUAAAUAUCAUGGAUCACCUAUUUACAAGCAUUAUGUUUUAACUCCCCCCAUUCAUUCAUUAAAAUAUCUUUUUUUAUUAAAAGAUAUUUGUGUUUUCAAAUCGGAACUCUUUACUCUUGUGAAUGCAUUUGACUCCUUUAUGAUUCUGUAUUGUAUUUUAUUACAAGCAAAUGCAACUCUGUGAAUAAAGUCAAUGAUGAAGUCUCAAUUGUGAUUUUUAAUGACCAGACACAGAAGAAUAGAAUAGAAUUCUCAGCAAUUGUGUAGAACAACUUUUUUUGUAAAGUGUUUAAUUCAAACCUUAUGUAGAUUCAUAAUGAAUGUUGUUUGAUUUGGAAGAACUCAAUCAAGAAUAAAUAAUAUUUUUGCAUUUCA
Molecule: messenger RNA, 25795 nt
Organism: Parasteatoda tepidariorum (common house spider)
Lineage: Eukaryota; Metazoa; Arthropoda; Arachnida; Araneae; Theridiidae
Source: RefSeq, a predicted model, not a curated record